ACUGUCGAGCUUCCGGAAACGCUCGGUUGCAUAUUGAGCUUGAAGAAUUCGAACAGAAAUCCUAUUCGGUGGGAAAAGCCGUUGCUUCAGGCUUUGAAGUAGUUUUGUGGAGUUUCUUAGUGGAGCUAUUUUUGUUACUCUAAGAUCUACGAUGUUAAAGGAAAAAGUGCUUGCUGUCGCUUAGUUCCGGUUCUUUUUUUUUCUUCCUAAGGUGAUUGUCCUAACCCAGGAAAAGAGUGUGGUUGUGUUACCUCAGGAAACCCCGAUAAAAGAAGAAUGCAGCUAUUCAACACGUGCUACCAGCUGCCACGUGUUAAUGAGUGAAGUUUUCCAAACCGACCAUAGCAAUUCCUGCAAAUAUGUUAAUGUAAACGUACUUGGAUGAAAAAAAAUACAAAAAAGCACCCGUCGCAAACUUGAAGACAAGCUGAGUCUCCGUAUAUAAAAAUAUGCAGCACAAUAGUCCCCAGGGAUGUUAAGUGGAUUAUUUAUGUCUGAGAGUUUUUCCACUCACAGCAACGACGAAUCAGCCAGGGAGUGAGUGAGUGAGUGAGUGGCUGGAAGCAAAAAAAAAAUUCCACCCACCCCCAAAUGGAGGAGGGGAAACAAAAGUUGACCGUUUCUGCAAGCUUUUGGGUAUUAAUUUCAUCGCAGCAUAAAAGCCAACGUAAUUAAGCGGUAAAAGAUCCGAUACUGGAGGCGCGGUUUGAAGAAGAAGAUGGACCUGUGAAUAAUCGAGCUCCGGAAGAUCCGUAUGACACGCAACCGGAAGUGCCGUCAACGAGCACAACAACAACAAGUGAACACCCCAGCUGGGUAGUGUAGCUUCCGUUUAUGGAAAAGGUGGGGAAAGUGAAACGGAAAGAUACACACACACAAACAUUCACACACAUACAGACACCCACAUACGUGAAUCGGGGCUAUGCAUGUCCGUGGCGGCUCCCAAUGGCAAAGUCGAAGGAAAACCUCCCUGGGGCCGUUGAGGCGAGCCCAUCCAGCCUCCGGGGCCACGUGGAAUGUCCAGGUGGUCCGAGGGAAGAUGACUUCCCGCUGUCUGUGGCACGCCUGCCGGGCUCUCGUGCUUGGCAUUGUGCUGAUGCUGGUCGGGGGUGGAAUGGCCACUGUCGGAUAUUACGCCAACAACUUUCCAUCGUUGUCCGACCUCAAGAGUAACAGCACCUCGACGAUUCGGGUCCGGAACGAGCAACGUGGCCUACAUCUGAACAACCUUUCCUACGUUGGACCCAUCAUCAUGGGGGUGGGAGGUUUCAUAGUGGUGGCAUCGUGUGUCAUGACCUUCGAGGCGCGAGACUCGGCUGCCAAGGUGGUUCCGGCCCGAUUCAAACUAAGCGGAAACGCCCGAACCACGAACCGGAACGCCGCCUCCAGGAGAUCAACCAGUGUCUCAAACGGUCCAGCAUCACUUGGAUCUCAAAAUGCCCGCUGGGAGCAACAUCUGGGGGUGUUCCGGACAUCGCCGGCAGUGGAACAGGUGAUGCCAGACCGCAAGGCUCUCACUGCUGCUUUGGUGCACUUUUCUCGCGCCCUGGGCACUCCAAAAGCCACCAAAACUUGCGAAAGCCGUCGGGUGUCCAGGAGCGGAUCGGUGCCAAAUCUAACGGACAAACUGACGGUUCCACUCGUUUCCGGUGGUUCACCUUCGAAUCGGGCCCGCACCACCGUACGUCCUAGUCGAGGCACUCGGGUCAGCAGCAUGGUUCAGCGAUCUACCAGAGAGACCAACGGAAGCCUGUUGCAUCCAGCAAUGCUGCAGCUACAUCGACAUGCCCAAUCCGUUGAUGAGCCGGAGCCAUUUCCCAAGAAUUUAAAUCAGACCGGGUCCCAUGGAUCGAUGCACUACGGCUACCAGUACGAUAUGCCGGUCGUUCACAAGCUGCGUGACCGGACCAAACGUUCGGACACGGCCCGGAGGCACGUCCUGUCCCGGCAGACAAAAAUCGAGAAGGAGGACCCGGGCAGCCCGAAGCAGAACCCAUUUGCUGCCGUCAGCCGGCGGUCUUCCACCAUUUCCAAUGCCUCAUCCACCAAGCUAACGAAGAGUAGCAGACGUGCCUCAACUAUUUCCAAAACGCCGAGCGUCGAUUCCCGGGGUGCUUCCGCCUCGACGAUGGAGGUCACGAAUCAGAGCCCGGAGCGGUCAUUGCUGGCGAUGACAACGACGACGACGACGAUGCCUCGGAAGGGCAACAUCAGCUGCGGUAUGAUGGCCCAGAUGUCGACACCCUCAGUCGAGAAGGAGUGCCGAAGCCAACUAUCCAUCUGCUCCGAGCCACCGCUGAUGGCUCCCCGCAACCUAUCGUGUCAAUCGAGCUUAGAACCGUGUGUGCCCGAGGAGGACAGUCCAGAUUUGGAACAUCCGGAGGAAGCAGCACAAUCCAAAGCCAUAACAGGUGCCAAUGACUCUCUCCCGUCAAGACCCGAUUCAUUGGUCCUUGGCAGCGGUACAAGCAAAGGUGCUACUCAUCAUCAGCAAAAGUCAACACAAUCGGACCGAACUCCAAACUCCUCCGGGGCGACGGCCAAGUUUCUUUACCGCAGCAAUUCGACGAAAAGUUUUCGCAAACCGAAGCCUAAAAUUAAGAGCAAGAAAUUGAGCAACGAAUUCGAUCAGAUUUACGUGAUUAGCAGCAACGAGUCGUCGGCGGGACAACAACAGCUGAAGGGGUGUGGGCAGUCGGGGUCAGGUCGUUAUCCGAACUUCUACCACACCGGCGAUGACGAGUUUUACGAUUCUAUCGAAGUGAUACACGAACGACGCAGUAAAAACUUUAGCAAAUUCAGUGCCGCCAACACUCCUACCGGGGAACAACGGGCUGAUGAGCUGGCUCAGGAGGGUGGUGCAGGGGAUCAAUUCAAAUUGCAACCGCAAACAGCGAAGCGACCGGAUGGGGGAGGUGGGGUAGAAGGUCCUUCGAUGAAAACGACUAAAGUCAGUGCCGAUGAGCUCUGUCCGGUCGGUGAGAGUUUGGGGUCGAACAAAUUUAGCGUGGUGGCCGACAUUUCGCCGAUGAUGGCGCUGUCGAAUUUUCCGGCUAGUCCGGAAAAGUUACUGCAGCAACCAGAAAUAGCGGCUACCAAAACGCUCGCAAUCGGGAGCAGUGGGGAGGGUGGCACCGAUCUCGAGGAAGACGAGGAACCAGCAAAGUCGGCAGAUCACAACAAUAGUAGCUCUAUCCAGCGCUACGAUACGGUUAUAUAUAAUGCAGCUGCGAGCAGCGUAGAAAGCGAAGAUAGCAAUCCCAUGGUGAAUCCGCUGGCGGAGAAAAUGGGAAGCAGACUCAACAGCAAAGGCAGUGCUGAGGGUGCAGGGAGUGAUGAAAGUGCACUGCUGCCGCUGAUGGAACAUCCCGGUUAGUGAGCAUGAUAAGACAAAUAGUAACUUAGGAUGACGGUGGCUAUGAGCGAGAAUAAUUUAGGACUAACUGAGGGUGUCAAUAUAGCUUGUAGAAAAUGGGUUCAAAGUGCCACCAAAGUUCUAAAUGGAGUCAACUCAAUUUGGUAUGAUGAGUUGCUUCUCGAAUAGCGUAGGAGUUCAUGAUGAAUUGCGUUUCGUUUGUGUUUCAAGGGAAUGCGUGAUCGUGUUAUCUUACUGAUGAGUUGUUUGAAAAAAUAUUGAUCUAAUUACCUCUUGUUAAUAACCUCAAAAUGCUUGUCGAAGGUCGGUUUUCCAACGAUGUCCAUUUGAAUAAAAUUUUGAAAUUUAAAUCUUUCGAUAGCGUUAAUGGGAAGAAGCAUUGACAUCCUUAAUAAGUUUUUUGAAACUCGGACUAUAUUUUUGGUUAAUUAGUUUUAAAAAACUUUAGAAAAAAUUUUUAAUUGCAAAAUAUGUUUUUUAACUUUUUUUUUAUUAUCUCUUAGCUAGUAAGUAUUUAUUACAGAUCAAAAUGCAGGAUAUAUUGAUCUACCUAGUAACAACAUGUAAUAGGUUUCUAUUGUGCAAGGGGAAGUCUUAUGGAUAUUUUUGUUUUCACCAAACCAAAACUUUCAGCUCGGCUUAUUCUAAAAGGCUUGAUCCUGAAAGGUUUUUUUAAAAUAAGUAUUGACAAAAAUGUCGGAAAAUUGGUUCACCUACGGCAGAAUCCGGUCUUAUUUAACUCAGUAUUCCACAUUGCACAGCUUUACUCGGGCUUGCGUUAAUAUUUAGUUAAAAUUCAAAACAACUCCGGAUCGACCAUGAAUCUAAUUUUUUGUGGAAAACUGCUCAGUUUUCGCCAAAUUUUUUUCACAUUUUUAUGCAAAAUUAAUUAUCUUAAAUCAAGUAUUGCCUAAUUUUGAUUUUGGGAUCAAAUCAUUUUGAGCUAUUGCCAUCAAAACAAUAAAAAAAAUAAAAUGGUGUGAAGUUAAAUUAAAAUGAAGCUGAUGUGUUUUGUAAAAAAAUAAAAGCAUGCAAUCGUAUUGCUAGCAUUUGAAAGUGAUUUUAUCAAACUUAUGGAUUAAAAACACCAUACGCAAAAAACGGAUUACAAUUUUGGCGCCAUCUGAAAAACUGCUGGACCGAUUUUCAUGACCAAUAUCACUUUGUUAUCAUGCUUUGUUAUUAUUAUGUUAGAAGGCAUCGAAAAAUUGAAAAUAAAUCCAAAAUUGUUCGAUAAUUAUGUUUGUUUUGAACUAAAACUCCGUUAAAUGUAAAAAUUAUUCCUAAAGCUCUCUGCAGCUAUAUAGAUUUGCAUACAGCGAUACACAGAUGUUAGUGAUUUGAUUUUUUCGGGUGCUCAGGGGUGCCAAGUGCAUUGAUAUUUGGAAAAUUAUUACAUUGGCCCUUAUUCUGCGCCGCGCGUGACGUGAUGAUUGUCACCUCACCUCGGAGUCACCGUGAGAUUUGUCACCUUAUUCCCGUAGUCGAUAUGGGUAAAGUGACAGAGGUUCAUUCUAGGUGAGUUGCCGAAUGAACACAUCUGUCAAAAUGGUGAAAUUUGUUCGCUCUUGAUGUGUUUUUGCUUACGGUUCGAAUUUUCAGAAGCAAAUUUCUAAAUAAACUGUUAUGGUUUCGGUUCGUUGGAAACUACAAUCCGGUUUAAAGUAGGUAGCAAACUUGUCAAGACAAAAACAUUAAUAAUCUGUGCUACCGAAUUGGAAAUAUCGGUCGUCUAAACUCUGCAAGGAACAUCCAGAAAAAAAAUCAACAGCUGCUGUCCCAACCAGUUUGUGCGAUAAGUAUAUUCGAUUACGCCAACCGUAAUUCAGGUAAGUUAAGAAUAAUUCUGUUCUGGUUUGGCAAAUCUAUCUUUUUGUUUUGCUUUUCAGGUGGUGUAAUUUAGCGAUCCGGCCAAAGGUGCCGGAGAUGUAAGCCCGAAAUCAGUCUUCCGGAACGAUUAUUACGCUGGAGAGGAAUACCAGUAACAUGGUAGUUCGUAUGGUAAAAUAUCACGGCAGAUUUCCUGAAGACGGAUUGAAAAACAUGUCCGCAAAGCUAAGGAGUUUCUCAAGAAAGGACCAAACACGAAUAAAAAUAAAAGCUGCCGCCCAGAUCGACUAAUGCAUCGUAGUAUGGAUUUUAACAUCGGCACGAAAUUUAAACACAUUUUUUCGCCAACUGAGAACAAAUUUUUAUGCUCGAGAAAUAUUGAAAUUAAAAACACCUCGUAAAACGAUUUCUUUUGUCAUGUCGUUACCUUCGGCACCCCACGCAAGCCGGAACAUUUCACACCAACAUCCGGAAAUGUACAAUUGCCACGGAAACCCGUAAGUACAGUGAAGGAACUUAAGAGCAACAUUAACAACAAUUUAAAAGUGUUCAACUUUCAGCUGGAAACUGCACCGAGCAGCAGCGGAAAUCUUCCACAACCGGAGAAUGAUAGAGGGUUUCCAAUAUGCCGCCCUGCGAAUUAACUGCACAUGAUGCUGGAUGAAUCAAACGCUUCUUAUCGUACUGGACUUGAAAAGUGGCAGCUGUCUGAAAUUUGCAACAGGCAAACCGGGAAGCAAACUGAAUUUUUGAUUAUCUUUACCGGCUACCUUAAAGUCAUAUUAUGCACCAAAUCCCUAUUUGUAAAAUGUACAAAUAAAUUAUUUUUAAGGUACAAACUAAUUGCAAUUAUAUUUGACCGUUUAAUACGCCGUACUGACUCAUUUUAGGAAUUAUUUCGAAAUACUCUGAAUCAGAUUUCUAAUUUCAUAUUUUCCCCUUAAAUCUUUUUAAAAGCUUCAACAAACUACAUAUAACAAUUUUAAAAUCGUUUCAAUUUUAUGCAAUUGUUCUUGCUUGCCCCACUGUAUACAAAUUUUUGGUUAAAUUUUCGCCAAGUCGGUACCUGAAUCGGUACCGACAAUUGUCACCUAAAAUCGUCACCCGAAUGCGACGAUUCUCACCCACGGUGACUACGAGAAUAUGGUAAGAACUCACAAAGUUCAUUCGAAGUGACAAUCCUCACCUAAACCGACUACUGGAAUAGAGUGACUUGGGUGACUCUACUAUCGUCACGUCACUCGAGGCGCAGAAUAAGGACCAUUAUAAUUAGUUUAAAACAAGCAAAUGUUAAUUCUAUUAAUUCUAUUAACACACCUGGUGAGGCCGCCAAAAAAUUAAAUUUUAGGUUUUGGCUGAGACCAAUUUUUCGCCAAUACUAUCGUCCGUAUCUACUCCUAAAGAGUGGUUUUCUGCAUCAUUUUGACUUAUUUAUAUUCGUUUCACUAUUCAAACGAUGGCCUGGCGAGAAAUGAAGUCAAAUAAGUCACUUUUUGUAUUUAAGAACAAAAAUUCUCCCAGAGUACCGGAACAAAGGUCCAUCGAAACAUACUGGGCUAUUUUGAUGCAGGCGUUCAGUGAGAAUCUCAAAGAGACCAAUCUUGCGAAAUAAAUGGCAAAAAAGUGGGUUUCUGUAAAGCUAAAAAGCUGCUUUCAGAUGUUGCGUUAUUUUUUAGGUAGAGUUGGGCCCAAUGAACGAUUGUACAAAUAUGAUAUUGAACUGAAUAAAACAAGUAUACCAAAAUAUCACAAAUGAAUGAUACUUUAUUGUCUGAAUGUUUAAAAGAAUUGGUCUAAUAGGUAUUUUUUGCAGCGCUUUUACUGUGAUGAAAUCUGAUGUGGGACACCCUUUAUUCAAUUAUUUUAAUUUGUAAGUCUCUCUAUUUCAAUUCUGAUUUUUUUGUGUUCUUAAAACUUAAUUUUCUUAAUCUUUAUCAUUAACAAGAAAAACAUUAAUUUUACCUUGGCAAAUCAAGGGCGUUCAAACCAUAUUUUACAAUUCAAAAAAUUGUUUGCGAGUUUAUUUCGCUGAAACAAAUUUACCAAAUUUGAGUUUUGGGUUUAGAUUUUUUUUAAAUUGUGAAAAAAUCCGGGCAAAAUCUGAGUUUAGAUAUCUGGGAAACCAGACUGUUCCAGCCAAUUUCAAAUAUAUUUUUUCUGAAAAUUGGGUUAAGCCUGGUAGAAACCAGGCAAUAUGGAACGCUUAUUUUAAAGCAAACAAUAUUUUUAUUUAGGGUGACAAAAUACACAGAGCUUGAAAUUGAAAACUAAAAAAUCUGCACUUUAUUUUUAUAGGUCUGUUUUUAUCAAUUUUCAAGAGACUAAAUUUUCCAAUCUAUAUUGUGUCAGUAUAAACUUUCAAUGAUGAAUUGAACAUGUUGUAUUAUAAAUAUGUAUGUGAACUUCAAAAAAGAAAUUUAUAGCUUUUUUGAUUAUGAUGACUGGAAGAAUUUUGUCUCUAACUUGAAUCAUUUACACACUUGAAACAAAAUUAAUUAAAUAUAUACGUCCUUCUUUUGACCAAAAUAAACUCAAUCAUCAACUUGGAUAGGGGACUUAUUUUGAACCAUCAUGUCUAUCUCUCUUAUAAUGCAACUCAUCAUGAAAAACGUUAACAAAUGUAGCUGAUGCUCGGGCACUAAAUAUGUUGCAAAAAAAUAUUCAUGAUUAUUUGUUUUAUAGGAAAGCUAGACAAGGUGGUCAAAAAUUAGUCCACUGGUCCAAAAUAAGUCCGUUACGCUGUAUUUUAAUUUAAAAAAAAAUGUUUCUACUAAAUUCUCUUAGGGAACGUCCAUAAAUGACGUAGCUUUUUUUUCGAAUUUUUAUACCAUUCCCCUCCCCCCUCGUAGCAUUUCAUCACAAAGUCAUAGACCCCCCCUAGAUAAUAACGUAGCUUUAAUAAGCCCCCCCCCCCACUUUUAAAAAUCAAUAUUUAAUUUAGAAUAAUACAAAAAAUAACAAAAAAGGGAAAGAACUUAUAAAUGGAAGUUUAAAAAAGCAUAUCAAUCAGUCAAAAAAAAUCAAGCUACCUUUCAACAAACAGGAUAGCUAGUAAGUAUUCAAUGAGUUGCGUCGGUCCAAAUUAUCUCCAUUCUGGAUUCCAAUGAAAUCGUUGGGCAGCUUUCCUCCAUCGUCUGUUCGGCUGGAAUAAUUGCAUCUGCGAUGUCGGCUGCCUCCACCCACUCUCUAUCGUCCUCCGGAGUGAUGACCAGCACUUCGUGUCCUCUUUUGCCUACAAUUCGCUUUGGACGAAUCUAUCUAUCCGAGGCUGGGGCCUUGUGGAUUUUGCUAUGCUCCUUUUGGAGAACAUUUGAAGCAAAAUAUAAAUUGCAUUACUUGCAUGUACGCUCUUUGAUACGCUUGAAAACAGUCGGGCAGUAGGAGUCAAAAGCUACAUGUUCAGACUGGAUUGAAUUAGGCAUAAUUUUGCUCAAUUUUGAUUUUUUUUUCGAUAUUUAAUCAAAGCUACGUAGCUUUACUUGAACCCCUACCCCCCCCCCCCCCUCUCGUCACACAUCGUCACACAAAGUUAAACUCCCCCCCCCCUCCCCCUCAAAUGCUACGUCAUUUAUGGAUAUUCCCUUAACCUUCCAAAGCCGUUCGAUAAAUAUCCGUUUCUGAAAAAUUUGAGUUGUAGUUUGAUUUCGUUCUCCUGGCUGUAAAUGUUAACCGAUUUUGAUGUUAUUAUAUUCAUUGUGUAGGUAAUUUAUUUUUAUAACCCAACAUUUCAAAAAUAAGUCGAUAUGUAUAACUAGUUUAUCAAAAACUGGUUCAGAAAGUAAAAAGUCCGAAAAAUCAAUUUCUUUUUAAAAUACCGUAAUCCGGGGUAAUAUUGUUCACUUUUUCAAUAUUUUUCGAUUAUUUUUCCUUUUUAUGGGAAUGUGGCAAGUUUCAUAUUUUUUAAACCAGUACUGGACUCCUAUGAACGUAAAACAUGUUUGCAGAAAUUUAUUUGACAACUUUAAAUUUGAUUUAAAAUCGAUUUCGUCGCUGUUCAGGAAUUGAUGCUUUGAGGUUACAUUGAUCAGUCUCCAUUUUGAUGGUUUUAACGAGUUUUAUUGAUCACUAGCUGACCCGUUGUGCUUUGCUACACCUUCCGGAAAUAAAUGUAAUUUGUAAAAAUUUAUUCAAAUGUAGAUUUUAGAGAGCAUUUUUUUAAAUCAAACCUCAUCAUACUUCAGAACCAACAACUUUGAAAUGAGAGCUGCAGCUGCAGUUCUGAAUUGCAAUUCAAAGAUGGUAUAUAUUAUUUAUUGAAACUUGAUCUCUAAACUCUUUUUUCAAGAUCUGAAAUUUGUACUCUGUACCCAAAAAAACUUUUUAAAAUUUGGUCCCUUCUUUGAAAAGCUCUUUAUCUUAAAUUUACAUGGGAGCUCUCCCAUCUUUUUCAAUUUUGUCCCCCACUGCUUGAAGAAGGUAGGCAAAUUUAACCGGCUCGAUACCCAAACAGCACUUAUCAUGGUAAUGAAAAAUAUUUUAAAUUAGUUAUGUUUUAAAUACAGUGCAAAUUUCUUUUUUUUUUUAAAUAAAUUUACUACAGUAAACAUAUAAAUAUUUAAAAAAAAUACCAGUUGCAUCACUAAAUAAGUUCUCAGCGUUUUUUUUUUAUUUUCUCUUUGAAAGUCAAAUAUUCAAAAAUGUUGGCAAAAACAAAUUUCUAAGUUUACAUUUGUCUCGUAUAUUGGGGCAAGUGUCAAUGCAAAGCUUAUUUACAGAUGCGUCAGAGUAAUGGCUUUAAAAUGGAUUUAAUACGAAUUCCUGUUUUUUGUUCUAUCAAGUUUCACUGAUCGAUCUGCAGUAUUCCUGCAAUAUAAAUUUAUGUUGGUUACUCCACUUUAAACGAAUGCUGUUCAAUAUCCGCUGCACUUUCAACAUUCGGAAUACCCCUUCUGGUCUUUCCAACAUAUUGAAUCAUUUUGAAAAUGAAUUUCUUAAAAGUUCGACGUUUGCCCUUGCCCCACCGUGUAAGUUGACAGAAGGGAAUAUUGUUUUUAACACUUUAAGGGUAAACUAAAAAUUUCUUUUAAAAAUUUUGCGUCCAGUUGAAUAUCAGUUCUAACUAAAGUCUCGCUUUUCAAAAACGAAGCGGAUCAAAAGUCUCUUUUAUGCAGCCAUGUAACACAAAAACACUUUUCAUGUUAAGUACGUACUUAAAUUGGUAUGUAAGCAAAAAGUACGAUGGUUUUUUCAGAAUUAUUUAAAAUAAAAAGCUCCCAUUUUCAUUUCUAGAUUCGUUUCAGCUGUGUAUUUGGGCCGAAGUAACAAUUUCUAGAAGAAAACAUAAUUUUUAAUUUUUUUUAACAGAAAAAGUUGAACGUUUGAACAUGUUCUGAUGUUCCUUGAAUGAAAAGUCGAAUGCUGCCUACAUUAACACGAACUAAAUAUUGAAGUAUUUUUGCAAAUCUUUCAAUUGGUUUUGAUUCGAUUGAUAAAAUAUCAAUCCGUGUCACAUCUAGGCGUCAUUUAUUACCACGUGCUGUGUACAAAUCAAAUAAGCAAGAAAAAAACACAUCUAGGUUGCAUAUCGCCCCCACGUGUUUGAGAAACAGGCGCCUUAUUGUUAAAUUUUCCAGCAAUCAAUAAAUAGUGUGCUUUGGUUACUAUCCUCUUGCGACGACGUUUGUUCGCCCAUGGAGACGAAAAACAAACCCCUCAAAGAAAAUAUGCUUGGUUGAGAAAUACGCGCCAAAAUAUUCCUACUGAUCAGUAUGCUAUGCCUGGGCUACUUUCCUUUGGCUCGCGACGCCUCGACCAUAGAGACGAAAAACAAACCGCCCAAAGGAAAAAAAAAUCUCAAGAAAAUGGAUGUCAUGACUUUAAUUUGUUUCGAAAAACUACAAAUUUUGUAUGGAAGCCCCCCUUCCCUUAAGUCGGAUGGAGUUUUGACUAUUACAGAAACCAUCCCCGGCAUCAAAAACCCUCAGAUGCCAAUUUUGACGAUGAUCGGUUCAGUAGUUUCCGAGUCUAUAGGGAACAGACAGACAGACAAACAUUCAUUUUUAUAUAUAUAGAUAAAGGAUACAAAAAAGCUUAAUCAUUGUUAACAAACUCUAAUUUAUCAAUUUUACCUAAAAACAGUUUUCAAAAAUUUGAACUAUAAGCAAAGUUAUUGAUGAUAAUGUGGAAAAAUUUAUUGAUGGUCAAUGUAACCCCAGUGAUCAAAGUUUCCCCGUUUUACGGUACUCAUAACUCCUGACAGAUUUUCUGUUUUAAGUGUUUAAUUGAUGUUUGUAAUCGUCAAGAAUCCAUCUAUCCGACUAUGUAUUGUUAUAUGUUGGGAUCCAAUGAAAGUUUUGACCACUAUCUAAGAUCCCUCGGUAGAAAAAAUCUUACUUUAAAAAAUCGACAUCCAAUUUUGACUUUGCUUAGCUGUGUUUCAUUUCCCAAUGAAUCGAUUUUCAAAACUCUUAUUUUAACUUUUUGUCGUUAAUUUGAUCAUUAUUUUCAUAGAACAUACUUGGUUUAUCAAAACUCCCAGUUCUUCAGUAUAUUGCAAUGAUGAUGUGCGCUUCGAGUCUUAUUGAACCGAACAGCUUUGGUGGGUUAAAUUCAAUAGUUUAAAUUUUGGUUUAGUUCCAAAUUUUAACUCGUAUUUUUUCUGGUGUUUCGAAAAUAUUGAUUUGUAAACUAGACUGCUAAAAAUUUAUUCCCAAGCAAAUUUUUAAUUCAGAGUAAGGAUCAUCAUUUUGAAUAAUUUAUUAAUAACUUAACCAAUUCCAAUACGUAGGUAUGUAGCUCAUUGGCUCCGGCGUUCAGAACUUGUUAAAUUAUGAGUUUUCUUUCUUUUUUUGUUUACUUGAUAUAUUCCUUCUGAUGCAUAUUGCACAGAAAGCUUGACACCUGAUCCCCGAAUGUCCUGAUACUUUGAAUUACUUCGAUAUCAAUUCGCCAAAGCCGACCACACUUUACAGUAAGAGUCCGAGAAUUCCACCGACCCAAUGAAAAAAAAAUUUUGUUCACUAAUUUUCGCCCCAUCACGACAUCAAAGGCAACCUGGAUCAUUUCAAAAUAUGCAAAGGUGAUUGGUAGGCAAUAUCGACGCUAAAUGGCAAUGUAAUCAUUUUGCGAAAAAUCAAUUGAUUUUUCUCUCAAAUAUCUCGCUCGACUGUUUGUCUGUGACUUAACCAUUGAUAUGAAUUUUCGAUACAUUUUUUUCAAGUCAACUGCUUUAGAAAUCAAUUUUCUUAUUUAUUCUGCAUUUUUGUAUUGAUUAUAUUUCUAGCUGAAUUCGAGUGAGUGAGAGAUCACCAUCAGGAUCAGCAUCGUUAUCGACCUCAGGAUCAAAUUUAGAAUAAGAAUCAGGGUCAGCAUAAGUAUUAAAAUGCUUAGGAAUAUAAUUGAGAUUGGGAGCUAGGAUCAGAAAAAGAAUCGGGAUAAAAAUCUGAAUCAUGUUCCGAAACAGGAUCAAGGUCAAGGUCAGGUCAGGUCAAGCUCAUGAUCAGAAUCCGUAAUCUUAUCAUUAUCUCCAUUCUGAUCUUUUUUUGGUUGAUAAUGUUGUUCAACUAAGGAAGUUUAAAAAAAAUAAAGUUCAAGAAGUUGUGUACAAGCCAAAACCGGAAGUUUAAAGUGUGAUCAAAGUACUGGAUGUGUUAACCGAACCUUCGCAAUCACUUGAUUUCUCAAAUUUACGUUUUCCGUUCUUUAUUUUUGCUCUCGACCGGGAAUAGAUUUCUGUCCAACUUUUCGCACCAAAAUAAGAAUCAAGAAUGAUCACAGUAACCCAUUCAUCGACCGAUCUCAUCAGUUCAUCCGCUCACACAUUCAUUCAGUUAAUUAACACUCACACACCACUCAUAUUACACACUUCAAUCGCCUGAUCAAGUAGCUUUACUUUUUAACCCAGUUUACGCUGUUUUCUGGAAUCAAUCAACUAUGUUAGAUAUAUCACUAUCUGUGUUAUCUUCAAACGAAUAUAGCAGAGAAUUUUAUCAAGGUAUUUAUGUAAGUAUCUGAUACUUAUACUAUAUUUUACUCAAUUAUUAAACAUAAAUCUUUUCUCUAGUUCAUACCUACCACACUGGAAUUUACUGCAAAAUCUCGAAAGUGUUCGAGCUUGAUUGAGUGAAUUUAUUUAUAAAAUACAAAAAUAAAAAGAAAUAAGUUCAAAAUUGAACCAUCCCUUGCUGCGUGAACCAUCCCUUGCUGCGAGAGUUUCAAAACUUUCGCAGUUCGGGAAUACAAAUGUUUGCUAAGAAAAUCGAAGGCUAUUUUAAGUAUUCCUCUCAUGUCAAAUUUGAAUUCUUAUGGAUACUCUUAGCUCUCUAUGCUCAUAAAUUGUAGAAAAUUUGUUUUAGCUUUUCGAUGUCGAUAAAAAGGGGGUACCUUAAAAAUUAUUUCUUAGUACACGCCUGAGCCUUUUGAGUUGCCAAAAUCGAACGGUUUUUUCAUCAACUUUUUUGCCACUUGUUUUUAUUAUCAUUUAAACAAUUUCGGUAAAUUUUUUCGGUAAAAAAAAUAUUUUUGUAGUUAUAAACAUUUAAGAACAUAAAAACAUAUUCACGGUGUUUGUCCAAAUUAUAUUGGUCUUUUCACAGCGGAAAAUGUCGUUUCAAAAUACCGUUCGAUUUUGGCACAUGUGCAAAAAUCGGAUGUUGCCAAAAUCGAAUGUUGCCAAAAACGAACGGGGUUUGUACAUUCAAAAAGUAGGUAGGAGAACUUGGGGUAAGCCUGGCUUCCUAAAGAAAAUAAUCAUUUGGCAAGAACUGAAAGCAUUUUUAUUAUAUUUCCUUCACAGAAUCGUUGGUAAGGUUGUCUUGAAUAAGAUAUUUACGUUGUCAAUGAUUUCGUACCAUUUUUUUAAAAGUAUAUUACCUAUUAAAAUAUAAAAACAGUGGCAAAAACAGUGUUCAUAACCGCUCAAUGAAAGAUAUUAUUAUUCUGUACAAUGCAGAUAAGUAUUGCAGUUAUCAGUUUACCAAUUCCGGAAAUUUUACCGAAACAAAAAGAAAUAUCGAAUUAAGAAACUAGAUAUUAUGUAUACCUAUCACCCGACCAUGUCCAGGGUUUAAGCAGCUUUUUUUUAAAGAAUUUUAUGGAUGCCUGUCCUUUAUACAUGGAAUUUUAAGUGUCUUUUUAAGACAUAAACACAUGGAAUGGCCAGUUUUCUGACUAUAGAGGUGGACGCUAGCCUCAGGAGACAAAUUGUAACGUAACAUGCCCAAGUAACAAUUUUAGCUUUAUUAUGGUCAGCAAAAUGUCGUUUGGACCAUAGCAUUAAUCUUCAUAAAAAGCUAAAGUACAUUCAUGACCAUUGACCUGACCAAUGACCGACCAUUCAUUAGAAUGCGCCAUACCAUCAGCCAUCUUCCCAACUUAGCUAUAUUUUGAGAAUACUUAGUCUUACUUUAAGAUUCAAACUAAAGUUUUAAAGUUCAACUUUUAAAUUUUCCAGUUGAUUUUAGUAAAUAUCAUUAUACUGUUAAGAGUAGCUUCAUGCUUCAACGUGUGGAAUAAAGUCAUUAAAGCAUAGAAAUUGGUUCCGAAUCCGAUUUGAUAACAGCCUUUAUACCAUUAGGUAUGUAAACUAUUAAUAGAAUCUGAAAGGACCCGUACACACAAAAAUGAAGAUACCAUCAAGAUACAUAUACCUUCUAGGUGGCAAUAAUGGCUCUGGUCCUGCUGCCAAGCCCUCACAGGUCAGGCCAAGCACUAGGAAACCAACCGGAUGUUAAUGGAAGUUAUAAAAGUAAACGAUCUUGUGAAUGGAAAACCAAUGUCGAAGCAAACGAAGGGUGGGUCCGGAACAAAGUUCCUAACCUGCCGGUGUUGUUGCCAUAAAAAUUCAUUUAUCACGUGUUUCAUUGAAAAACAAACGAUGGGCGAUGGCCAAAGGAUAUUCGUUAAGGGAAGCGAGCGACAAAUGCAGGCUAGCAAGCUAGCUGGUGAGCAAAUAGAUAAAUAUUUGAAUCGAUGUUUUCAUUAGAAUUGUUGGUUCCCAUCCUGCUGCUACUAGGGGAAAAGUUCAUAUAACGCCCCAUGUGGCUAAUACGCGCCACCCUUGUUUUGAAGAAUCUGAAGCAUUUUAAGCCUGCAAAAUAUUACCAAUUUGUUCUAAAUGCUGUGAUUGGUCAUGGCAAGUAUGAAUUUUUCCUUAAAAUGCUCCUGUGUCGUGAUAAUUUCACAAUUUAGGUUUUUCUUCAUUUCGAUCUAAAUUUUAAAACACUUUCAAUAAGGUGUCAACAAGCAGAGAAAACCGAAUAAGACAAUAUUUUCUGACACAUCGAUAGAGGAGAAUCUAAACUACGAUUUAAUGCUAAAAAAUUAUACCGAACUCGCUAUGGUAUGCUUUUUAUGGGUAUGUUAUAUCACGGCCCAUGCGCUCGUUAUAACGCACCAAUCGUAGUAGGCUGAAAAUAGCAUUAAUUUUUCAAAAAGGCCAAUUUUCAUUGAAAAUGAACAAAAAGUCGAAAACCUUAUUUUGAGCGUUAUUUCAGCCCAAAAAAUCUACUUUUAUUUUUUUUUUUUUUAAAUUUUGAUUAGUCCAUUUUGAUUUUAUUUCCAUUCAAAGUGUCUGUAAGUAUUGGUGUGUUUUCGGUCUUCGGCUGCUUUCGGGUGGGUUCGGCUGCUAGGCGCGUAUUGAAUACACGGCGGCGCGUAUUUGCAACACAGUUUUGUUCUGUGGCUUUGAAUAAGGUUUUAAAAAAUCAAGUUUUUGAAGCAACUAUAGCUAUUUGAGUAAUAAAAAAUCAUAGGCAUUUGUAGAAAACAAUUUUCUUCAACGAUUGCACCCAUUUUUAACACAAUUUAUACGUGGAAUACAUAGAAAAUCAGCGAUUCGCUUAGGUGGCGCAUAAUAGGGCAUGUUCCCCUACCUACGUCAAAUGAUGAUGGUAGCUUCCAAUUUUCCAUUCCUUUAACCAAAGGGCAGCGAGCAAAAGGUACGUAGGAAGCUCAAAGAAAAGACUCAUAAAGGGUUUUCCAGGAAGCGGCACAGGAGAGUGAGUGAGCAGGUCAUCGACUGAAAAAAGAGAAGACAAAAAAACGCUGUUUGUAUAGGGUGUUGAGUACAAUUUUCCUUUUUUAUGCAGCAUGAUUGUGUGAUGUAAGAAGUGACUGACAAUUCUGGGUGUCAGAGGUGAUUGAUUGUUUUGUAUGCUCAGAAGGAAAUGAAGAGUAAAAAAAAUCCACGCUCGAUGAAGUGUGGAGUAACAGGGUUUGCCAGUAGUAGUUGAUUGAAACAAAUAUUAGCACUAAUGUGAGUAACGUAGAUUGGUUAGUUUGACGAAAUCCCGACCGUAGUAGAUCUUUUUGAGUGUCUACCCACUUUACAUCUGACGACGAGUCCGACGAAUGCUGACGACACAUAUUUAUAUUUGUUCGAAGAAAUCAUAUACUCAAACUAUAUACCAGGAACAAAAAGUACAUGAAACCGGAAAUGGAACUCAACUGAUGUUGAAUUUAGCAGCAGCACGUUUGGACUGCGUAUCGAGUAAGUGUUAAAUUAGCAUUUGAACAAAACAAACCAAAAGCUCUAGCCUGUUUAAUCGAUAUUAUAUACAUAUAUUUGAUUGUUAUUACUAUUUAGGCGUCAAGUGUCGUUUACGAAAAAGAAGUGCUAUACACGUUCACAGGCCAAAAAUGGCGGAAAACGGAAAGCAAAACUAAUUAACAAAAGAAAAAGUCUUGUACACACUCACUCACUCACUUACAAAAAAGAAUCAAAUUAACAAACAAGCAGCAAUCAUCAUUCCAUAACCACGUGUCUAUUGUUGUCAAAUUAAUAUGUGGGUGCUACCACUUUUGGAAUCCAGUCCCAUUUGGAAAGCAAAACCGAUCCCAAUUUAUAUACAUACAUACAAACCUAGAGUGCAACAAAAAGAGGGCGAAAUAGAAACACGAUAUGGAAGAAAGAGCGCUCCCCCGUAACACAAUAAAUGUAUUUUCCAUGUAAA
Uranotaenia lowii is the source of this 17097-nucleotide messenger RNA. RefSeq names its product serine-rich adhesin for platelets. Bases 923 to 3376 code for a protein of 817 amino acids. The transcript is spliced from 9 exons. The record is from RefSeq and is a predicted model, not a curated record. Lineage: Eukaryota; Metazoa; Arthropoda; Insecta; Diptera; Culicidae.